Molecule: messenger RNA, 687 nt
Organism: Thrips palmi
Lineage: Eukaryota; Metazoa; Arthropoda; Insecta; Thysanoptera; Thripidae
Product: protein EARLY FLOWERING 5-like
Exons: 2
Coding region: 103-687 (194 amino acids)
Source: RefSeq, a predicted model, not a curated record
GUGGUGCACCACGCCGACUGCCCCUACUCGUACUCGUACGCGUACUACGAGCCGGGCGCCGCGUCCACGCCGCGCCACGUCACGGACCGCCAGGCCAGGCACAUGUACGUGACGCGCUACGGCACCGAGGAGAACAUCUACGAGGAGAUCGGGGAGGUGUCCGCCAAGCGGCAGGCCGCCCUGGAGGAGGAGGUGCGCUCCGUGCAGAGCAGGCACCGCCGCGUGCUGGGCGAGCUCAACCUCACCGUCGAGGCCAUGCUCAUGCCGGCGCACGAGACCACGCCGUCGGCGGCGACGGCCGAGGUGCAGGUGCAACCCCGCGGCCCGACCCCGGCCGACGACGCGCCCCAGCACCAACAGUCGCGGCCUUAUGUGCCGCCUGCCCCCGACCUGCUGGAGGACCUACUGCGCAACGUGGGGCCCACCGACGAGCUGCUGUCCCCCGCGGGCUGCUCCCUCAGCAUGGUGGCCACGCCGGCCGCGCCGCAGUCGUCUCCGUCACAGGGCUCGCCGUCACAGACGCCGCUCGAGCAGCAGCACGACUCCGGCUUCUCGGGGUCCGGCGGGUCCUCGGCCGCCAGCCUGGGGGGCUCCCUGCGCCGACCACCGCCUCCACCGCCGCCAACGCCCUCGCCGUACCAGUCGCCGGCCGCCUCGCUUCGCUCGCUGGAUUUGGAACAAUAUUAG